Tremella mesenterica DSM 1558 is the source of this 750-nucleotide messenger RNA. RefSeq lists its product as uncharacterized. The coding region runs from base 59 to 667 and encodes 202 amino acids. Gene Ontology annotation, biological process: ceramide transport; intermembrane lipid transfer. The record is from RefSeq and is a predicted model, not a curated record. Lineage: Eukaryota; Fungi; Basidiomycota; Tremellomycetes; Tremellales; Tremellaceae. Gene Ontology annotation, molecular function: ceramide 1-phosphate binding; ceramide 1-phosphate transfer activity. The transcript has 5 exons. Gene Ontology annotation, cellular component: cytosol; membrane; cytoplasm.
GUGGCUUCUUCCUUGCGUCUUCUUGGGCAGCUCGUAUCCUCCCAUUCACCCAUCAAUCAUGAGCCAGAAACAGUUUUUUGAGACUAUCACAAAGUCGUUCGUUGAUGUACCGAUUACCGAUGCGGGAGUUGACACUGCAUCUUUUUGCGAAGCAUCAGAGAACCUCGUCAAGAUAUUCGGACUUUUUGGCAACCCAGCUUUCCAAGUUGUGCAAAAUGACCUGAAUGGGAAUAUUGCAAAAGUCCGAGCAUUCCUAGCUGCCCACCCAGAUCACGCCCAAACCCUCGAAUCACUCCUCGCCCACGACAAGAAGAUACAUCCGAACGAGAAAGAUCGUGAUGUGUCGCGUGGACUCAUGUGGCUUCUCAGAGGACUGAGAUUCACCGCCAGGGGGCUGCGGAUCAAUCUUUCCAACCCCACACAGGAGCUCUCUGCGAGCUUUACAAAAGGGUACGAGGAGACUUUGAAGAAGUAUCAUGGUAUUAUGGUUCGACCUAUCUUUGCUCUCGCCAUGAAAGCCUGUCCAUAUCGAGCCACCUUCUACCCCAAACUCGGAGAACCUCAGGAUGUCGUCAUGGUCAAACUUGAAGAAUGGCUGUCCGCGCUGGAGAACAUCCUCAACAUCGAAGAAGCUCAUUUCGUCAAAGAAGGACCAGGACCUCUGUAGUUUUCUUCAUGCUUCGAACCCCACAUUAUGACUCCUGCCUGAUGAGAUUUGCAUAUGACUUGCAUGCAUCGUGUAACCGUUAG